CAUAAUUGUGCUUGAUGUCAAGGCUGGCGACUCUCCAGGUUCAGAUUUGUCUCCGCAUUUGCUUACGUCGUGUGCGGGUGCCAUUCUGUUGCCUCCUGCAGUUUGUGGUUCAAUAGCUCGCAGCAGAAGCCAAAGGACAGUCGACCUGCGUGCUUUGAUUGGUUAUCGUGACUAGGGUUUCAGUGGGAGAGGAGAUUUCGGAUCGCCUCAGCCAUGACGACCAAUACUGUGCGAGUGACCAAUAUCUCAGAAAAAGCCACUGCGCAUGAUAUUCAUGACUUUUUCUCAUUUUCUGGAGAGAUUGUUAAUAUUGAGCUUCAGAGGAGCAAUGAUUCACAGAUUGCUCUUGUGACAUUCAAGGAGCCUCAAGCUUUAGACACUGCCCUUCUUCUCUCGGGGGCUACCGUCGUGGACAGAGCAGUCAACAUCACCCCGCUGGAAGAUGAACUACCUCCAAGCAAUAAUCCCAUUCCAAGAGAACAAGCGUUUGAAAAUGAUGGGGGUUAUGGUGGAUCAAGUUCACAAACUUCAAACCAAGCAGUCGAUGUUGUUGCUACAAUGCUGGCACGAGGUUUUAUUCUUGGAAAGGAUGCCCUUUCUAAGGCGAAGGAGUUUGAUGCGAAGCAUGAUCUUUCAGCAAGCGCCAAAUCCUCGGUAGUGAACUUUGACAAGAAUACUGGGAUCAGUGAGAAGUUGAAUGCAGGGACUGCUGUUGUAAAUCAGCAGAUGAAAGCUGUUGAUGAGAAGUACCAAGUUUCGGAGAAGACUCGGGCUGUCUUGGCUGUUGCCGAAGAGAAGGUUAGCACUGCGGGGUCUGUUCUCAUGAAUAAUCGCUACUUAUUGACAGGCGCACGUUGGGUUACUGGGGCAUUUUCAAGAGUCCAGAAAGUUGCUGCUGAAGUAAGUCAGAAGACCAAAGAGAAGGCUGGCAUAAUGGAAUCAGAGCAUAACAUUGGUAAUUUGCAUGAAAACGUUCGCGCAGCAGCAGCACCUACUUAUCCAAGCUCAGAACGAGCUACUCUUUCUCCACCUUUUGCGAUAGAUUCCUCUGGUUCUCAGUAUCCUAACUUUGGCUACAAUCAUUAUGCUCCUCUACAUUCAACAGAACAACGUUCAACAAGGGACUCUUCUUCUCGUGACCUGAUUCUGUGAAGAACCUGUUAACACUUAGAGAUAUUUUUGAAAGUAAGCUGUAGGUGGCAAGGCUAGGGAAAUAAGGUUUCAAUUUUUGUGGUUAUAAAGCUUUCGAAGCUGAAGCUAACUUUAUCCAUUUUUUGUAAGUCGGACGUGGACAAACAACAGGUGACCUUGUAUUAUAUUGUGCAUAGUAUACUUUUGUACUGAAAGGGCGUCCAGCAUAAAAAUCAUUCACAUUGUGCUACAUAAUCAACGCCCCAGCUUCAUUUUCGUGCUGAGGUGAUCUCAAAUGCA
Molecule: messenger RNA, 1431 nt
Organism: Physcomitrium patens
Lineage: Eukaryota; Viridiplantae; Streptophyta; Bryopsida; Funariales; Funariaceae
Product: binding partner of ACD11 1
Molecular function (GO): RNA binding
Source: RefSeq, a predicted model, not a curated record